UCUUCAACCAUUCUUCUCCUCUUGUUCUUGUUCCUUUUUCUCCUUUAUCCCAAUUGUCUUUACUGUGCAGACUAAUGGGGAGAUUGUUUGUGGUGAAUCUGGAAGGGAAGAUCUAUAGCUGCAAACACUGUCAUACCCAUCUUGCUCUUUACGAUGACAUCUACUCAAAGACAUUCCACUGCAGACAUGGGAAAGCUUAUCUCUUCAAUAAGGUUGUGAAUGUUUCUAUUGGAGAAAUGGAGGACAGACAGAUGAUCACAGGGUUACAUACCGUGGCUGACAUUUUCUGUGUGGGUUGUGGAUCGAUUGUGGGUUGGCAAUAUGAAACUGCCUAUGAAAAAAACCAGAAGUACAAGGAAGGAAAAUCCGUGCUUGAACGGUACAAAGUGUCAGGUCCGGAUGGAAGCAAUUAUUGGAUCAGUCAUGAGGCACAUGUUGGUGGAAGUGAUGCAGAUGAUGCUUAGUCAUCCUACCAUUCACAAUUCACAUAUUUGGAUGAAGAAAGUCUUUCAAGUGCCCUGAUUAUGACUCUCACUAAAUUGAAUGUUCUGAAAUAAAAGACUGCUUCAAAAAUGUAUAACUAAAACUUUGUUGGCUGAACUCACUCUAGUUUCUUCUUGAAUCAGAUUUUCAUCAAUUCUGAUGCCAAGUAGAAUAUGUUUGAAUGUAUAAUGACCUAAACGGAUGUGUCUUAGUCUUAGUGCAUGAGUGGUUGUGUGAGAUAUACUGAAAGGAGAAAACUUGAAUGUAUUUAAGUUACUUGUGUAUGGUUUUCAAAAAUUGAAAUUAGAAUUUCAUGUUGUUAAUUUGAGCUGA
Vigna angularis (adzuki bean) is the source of this 816-nucleotide messenger RNA. Its product is annotated as protein yippee-like. The record is from RefSeq and is a predicted model, not a curated record. Lineage: Eukaryota; Viridiplantae; Streptophyta; Magnoliopsida; Fabales; Fabaceae. Gene Ontology annotation, cellular component: ubiquitin ligase complex. The coding region runs from base 75 to 464 and encodes 129 amino acids. The transcript is spliced from 6 exons.